Anopheles coluzzii is the source of this 2879-nucleotide messenger RNA. Its product is annotated as SET and MYND domain-containing protein 4-like. Gene Ontology annotation, molecular function: protein binding. Bases 139 to 2055 code for a protein of 638 amino acids. The transcript has 3 exons. NCBI's taxonomy places the organism in Eukaryota, Metazoa, Arthropoda, Insecta, Diptera, Culicidae. The record is from RefSeq and is a predicted model, not a curated record.
UUUACGCCGUACGUUUAUUUGCGCGGUUUUUGUUCGGUCUCACAAUAACCGGCUUCACGUUGAUAGAAAAUAAAGCAGCGUCGAUGUAAAGGGGGCUUUACCUGGAACAUUCAUCACCAUUUUGUGUUUCACGUGAGCAUGGCUGAAUCGCUGCAGGAAAAAGAGUGCAAUGUGGUCAAGCUUUUCCAUGAACUUUGGGAGGAAUUACUAAAGCAGCGUAUCAACGAGCUUGUCCACAACCAGCGCGACAAGGAUAAGGUAGCAGAGAUUAUUAAGCGCGAAAUCGAAGACUUUCUGCGCACGUUCCCGUUUCGCGACCGGUUUAAUCUUCAUCCCGACGCCAAGGACAAUGCGAAAGCGCUUGCCGCCCGCAACUGUGGCAAUGAGCGGUUCGCCCCGUCGAUCGGUGAGUACAUGGAGUCGCUCCAACACUACAACGAGAGUAUCGCGUACUCGGAGCAAGGUUCGGAAACCAGAGCGCUUGCGUACGGCAAUCGUUCGGCGGUCUGUCUGAAGUUUGGCCUGUACGAAGAGUGUUUGGAAAACAUACGCCUAGCAAGGGCAUCAAACUACCCGAUGCAAUUGGCGGACAAACUGAACAAGCGCGAACAGCAUGUGAAGCGAUGUAUCGAGGAAGAUGCUGAAGAAUUUUCCGACAGAGUAAUGCAUACGCCUGGACAGUAUCGGCCACGUAAUUCAAGAUAUCCGGCACCAAAGUUGAGCUACGAGGCACACGCAAACGUCCCUCAGUUGGUGAAAUGUGUGGAGUUGCGUCAGAACAGCGAAUUCGGUCGUCAUCUAGUGACCACGCAGCAUCUAAAGGCGGGAGACGUCCUGCUGAUUGAGAAACCCUAUGCUAGCAUGCUGAAUGACAAGGAACGGUACAAGCGUUGCGCUUUCUGCCACAAUGAGGACACGUUUACGCUUAUUCCCUGCGAAGGAUGCACUUUAACGAUGUACUGCUCAGACGAAUGUAUGGACAAAGCGUACAGACAGUACCAUCGGUACGAGUGUGGCGUGCUUCGUGACUGUUGGCGCAUUGCUGGUCGCUUGGUGGGAGGCAUCGUGGGACUGCGUAUGGUUGCCACGGCGAUCGCUUCCUUCGAACAGGAUCUCGAGGGUUGGGCCAAUCAUUUGAACGCGCUCGACGAAACGAAGGUGAACGCGUUUACGGUGGACUGGAACAAGGCGACGGACAGCGACAUCUACGACACGGUGCACGUGCUCGCCACGAGCCAGAAGAGGCGGAGUCGCGAAGAUCUGGCUAUGCUCAUGUUUUUCACUUCAAUCGUGCACCGACUAUUGCUGGAACGCACCGAUCUCGGACCGUUGUGCGUGUCGAGCCCGACAAAAAGCAAGCUCCUGUUCGAUCUGCUGCUACGCCACUGGCAAACUUCCUUGAUCAAUAGCAAGCAGGUGUAUCACAUGCAACGUUCGGAAGGCCAAGACGAGGAAGACGAGUAUUAUGAGUAUAACUAUGCUGGGUACGAUAGCGACGAUGAGGAGGAAUACUCCGACGAAAUGCAUGCUAUUGCUGUUUACCCUUUGUUUAGCAUGGUGAAUCAUAGCUGCAUACCAAACGUGGCCCCGAUCCAUCUUCUCGAUGGUAGGUGUGCUUUUGUAGCUACCCGACCGAUCGCUGCCGGCGAACAGCUGUUCGACGUCUAUGCAUUUGCUUCAAUGGACUUUGAUCGUUCGUUCCGUAUAUUUUGCCUGAGAAAGUCCUACUAUUUCAAGUGUCGCUGCGCAGUAUGUGAAUCUUUUUCGUACGUGGAUGUCCGUAAUAUGACCCCACAGGAAACAAAUUUUCUCCGACUGCUACGUAUGGUGAAUGUCCCGGAGCAUCAAUUACCAAUGCUGGUAGAGCACAUGAACGAAGUGGGAAGGCGCUAUCCUAAGCAUCAGUACACGGCCGCGGAAGUGGUACUGGUGCGUAUCUUGCGCAUGAUGCACAGCUACUCGCUGGAGGAUGAUAUGCUAAACACGUUUGGGAGCAUUGGUCUUCCGGGUUUGGCAGCCUCUUUGAGUCGAAGUCGAGCUGGGAAUUUCAGAUAGGUGAUAAUGUCGUGAAAUUUGCAUUCCUUAAUUGUGUUCACCCUCAAAGGGAAGAACCAAUCUCCUGAACUUAAAUGCCAUCUUGUUUUACUUAGAACUACCAUGCUCUUUCUACUGCUUGAAAAAAUACUUUUUUGAAUUUUAAAAUAAAACAGAAAUAAACUAGUUUUGAGUUUUACAUCUACGGCAAGAUUCCUGUUUGAAAAUUCCGCAUCAAAUAACUUUUCCGAAAGUAUAAAACAGCUUCUAGAAGACCUAGUAAUUUUCCUUGACUAUUAUUUGGCGAAUCUUCACUGCUAAGGCCCUACCACCACCAUGCAAAUAAAAGUAAAGCAACAUUUCGUUGUAAGAGAAGUAGCUCAGUUUUGCACAUAGAAUCAAAUUAGAAGAAAAUAUUAAUAGUAUUUUAACAAAAGUUUUUUUAACGCAAUAGUGUGUAUCAUAUUUCUCCACCCAUUCUGUGAAUUUCAAGUCUGUACAAUUUGAAGCAAUACGAUUGAGCAAUACGGCCGAACCCGUGGCUUCUGAAUAUAAAUAAAAUAAAUUAUCUGAAAAUAAAUAAAUAAACGUGCCAAACUAUUUUCAGUUGAACUUGGUUUGCAUCGAUUGCCAUUUUGAAUACUCAGUGUAUUUGCGUCCGUGGGUUUUAAGUUUGUGAUUGCGCGUUAUAAAUGCACCAAUAAUUAUAUGAAUAAGGAUUUUGCGCCGAAGAUUGUUUUGUAAAAAGAUUUUGCUACCAAGAUUUUUGAGACCAAAAAUAAUGCGAACUAGGAUUUCACGAUCAAGGUUUUAGUACAUGGUAAUUAAAACUUACACUAGAUUUU